Molecule: messenger RNA, 174 nt
Organism: Plasmopara halstedii
Lineage: Eukaryota; Oomycota; Peronosporomycetes; Peronosporales; Peronosporaceae
Exons: 3
Coding region: 1-174 (57 amino acids)
Source: RefSeq, a predicted model, not a curated record
AUGGAACCCACAGAAAAUUUGCGUGUGGUGCCCGAGUGUCUAAAGAUUUGUUUUUUGCAUCGUCCAAGCUUCCUAGAUUCGGGCAGCGCCUCUGUCCCACAGGGAGGCGUGACGCCUCUGAAAGAGUUACAGGAUUGCGGCAUGAGUGGUGGUCUUCAAAACCUGUCAAAGUAA